Spinacia oleracea (spinach) is the source of this 3223-nucleotide messenger RNA. Its product is annotated as dynamin-related protein 3A. NCBI's taxonomy places the organism in Eukaryota, Viridiplantae, Streptophyta, Magnoliopsida, Caryophyllales, Amaranthaceae. The transcript is spliced from 19 exons. The coding region runs from base 441 to 2825 and encodes 794 amino acids. Gene Ontology annotation, cellular component: microtubule; cytoplasm; membrane. Gene Ontology annotation, molecular function: GTP binding; GTPase activity; microtubule binding. The record is from RefSeq and is a predicted model, not a curated record.
CCGUUGGAACCGGGAGGGGCCGGGCUGGACUGGACUGGACUGGAGGUGGUUUUUGUUUUGUAAAUUGUAACUGACGUUAUAUAUAAAGCGUCAACAGCAGGAGCAGUUGGCCUUCAUUCCCUGAAAGUCUGAUUUCCCAUUUCGCUUUAACAAUUUCAACGAUUAAUCGUCAACAAUAUUUCUUUUAUCUUUUACUAUUAAUAUAUGUCUGAUGAAUAUUAUUUUUCCCCAAUUUUUGCAGGUGCCAGAUGGAAUAUCAAAUGACUCGGAUUUUUCUCCAAAAUUUUAACAAGUUUGGCGCAAUUUGAUUUGAUUUAAUUGAAUUACCCGCCUAACCUUGAAAACUAAUACUUGGUAUAUCAUAAGGCAAGCUACGUCGUCUCUUUUCAUCCAAGAAAACCUCCUCAAAAAAAUCCUAAAGCUUGGUGACAAGCACAACAAUGGCGGGACAAAAGAGAGAAGAAAGCAGCCCCAACACUAGUAGUACUACCAACAACAAUAACAAGAACAAUGCUUCAUCUAGCAGCGCCGCAACUCCUACAAUCGGUUCAUCUGUAAUUCCCAUAAUAAACAAGCUACAAGAUAUUCUCUCACCGCUGGGCUCCGACGAGCUCUCCAAAAUCCCUCUCCCUCACGUAGCCGUGGUUGGGAGUCAGAGCAGUGGAAAGUCUAGCGUCUUAGAAGCCCUAGUAGGCCGUGACUUUCUUCCACGUGGUUGUGAAAUUUGCACUCGUUGCCCUCUCAUCCUUCAACUUGAGCGUCGUGAUCAUCUUCAAUCUUCCAACCAUGAUCAAGGUGGCGGCAUUGACAUUGUUGAUCAUGAUAGAGAGUGGGGGGAGUUCCUUCAUAUGCCUCACUCUCGCUUUUACGACUUCGCUCAUAUUCGUAAAGAAAUUCAGGCUGAGACUGAGCGAGAAGCAGGAAGAAAUAAAGGAGUUUCAGAGAAACCGAUUAGAUUAAAGAUUUCUUCACCAAAUAUUCUAAACAUAACACUAAUCGAUCUGCCUGGGAUUACUAAGGUUCCCGUAGGAGAUCAACCUUCUGAUAUAGAAGCUAGGAUUCGGAAGAUGAUUAUGCACCAUAUUAGGCAAGAAAACUGCAUAAUAUUAGCAGUUAGUCCCGCGAAUUCUGAUUUGGCAACCUCUGAUGCUCUUCAAAUGGCCAAAGAAGCUGAUCCCAAGGGUACUCGGACAAUUGGAGUCAUCACUAAGCUAGAUAUCAUGGACAGGGGUACAAAUGCUUGCAACUUUCUCCUUGGAAAAGUUAUCCCACUUCAUCUAGGUUACAUUGGUGUGGUUAAUCGAAGCCAAGCGGACAUUAACAAGAAUAAGAGUGUUGGUGAAGCGCUUAGCUUUGAGGAACAAUUCUUCAAUGAUCAUCCUGUGUAUCAUAGUAUUCGAGAUCGUUGUGGCAUUCCUCAACUAGCAAAGAAACUUAAUGAGAUUCUUGAGCAGCAUAUAAGAGCCACACUCCCAGCUUUAAAGGCCCAGCUUAAUGCAUAUUUUCGUGUCGUUGAAGAAGAAAUGAAGGCAUACGGAGAUGACACGGAAUCUAAAGAAAAACAAGGAGCAAUUGUGUUGGACAUACUACGGAGUUAUAGUGAAGCUUUCUCUUCAUUGAUCGAUGGAAAGAAUUCAGAGAUGUCAACAAAAGAGUUGACAGGCGGAGCUAGAAUUCGCUACAUUUUCCAGUCGAUUUUCAUAAAAGCCCUAGAGGAAAUUGAUCCCUGUGAAGAUCUCACUGAUGAGGAUAUUAGAAUCGCAAUUCAGAAUUCUAUGGGUCCAAGAAAUAAACUGUUUGUACCAGAGGUUCCCUUUGUAGUUCUGAUAAGAAGGCAAAUUGAAAGGUUGUUAGACCCUAGUCUCCAGUGUCUUCAAUUCGCAUGCAGCGAACUGAUUAAGAUGAGCCGUUCUUGUGAAUCAAGGGAGUUACAGAGAUUUCCGGUUUUAAGAAAGCGCAUGGAUGCAGUGAUGCUGAAUUUUCUCUAUGAUGCUAUGAAACCUGUGGAGAAAAGGAUUGUGGAUACAAUUGACAUGGAGGCCGAUGACAUUAAUACUUCUCACCCUAACUUUGUGGGUGGACAAAGAGCAAUAGAAAUUUCUAAACAACGUAUCCGUGCUGCUAAGGGUGUUGUUGAUGUUGAUAGUUUUCCAUCACCAGAUCGUAAGGCACAGAAGUCUCAAGCUUGGUUAUCAUCAACCACCCUGGGAGGCCAAAAUUCAGGUGAAGAUGACAAGUCUACAUCAGUUGACCCUUCAGCAAAGCUAUGGGGCUUGCCUAUGAAUUUCUGGAGCCGUUUAUCAUCCAAAGGAACUCCUGCAGGAAUGUACCCGGGAGAUACAACUAAUCACACAUUUCAAACACCAUCAUCGAUUCAGCUAAAAGAGCCUUCCGCAACCAUAAGACCCACAGAGGCACCAACAGAAGAUGAACAGACAGAAGUGUUGGUAACUAGGGUACUGUUGAAAUCUUACUUUGAUAUAGUCAGAAAGAAAGUUGAAGAUGAUGUGCCUAAAGCUGUGAUGCACUUUUUGGUCAAUCGUCUUAGAAGGGAUCUUCACUCUACCUUUAUUCAGACGAUCUACAAAGAGGAACUUUUUGUAGAGCUGUUGCAGGAAAACUCUGAGGUGAUGAAGAAACGAAAGCGUACAUGUGAAAUGUACAGGGUGUUGCAGAGGGCUGUUCAGACACUUGGUGAAUUUGAGUCCAACAUUCCAUCCACAAAUACAGCUACCUAUCAAAGUCAACCACAACAAACCAAUGACGACAAAUUUUCGAGAGUAUAUUUGUCUAAGAAUCAUAGAUCUCACAGACUGUACUACUGAGCAAGCCCCGAUCAACAGGUUUUAAAGGGUUUUAGACUGGACUGUACCAGACCGGUUUUUUAAUACCCUACAUAUGACUAUUUAUCAAUAAUGAAAUAAUUUAUGAGUGAACCAUUAUAAAUUUGGUGUUCUUUAUUUGAGUAUUUAUUGUUCUCAUAUAUUGCCCAACUUGAAAACUACAAAUCAAAAUCCAUCGAUCUUUAUUGAAUUAAUCCGACAUUAAUUCAUAACAGGGACAAUUAAGCCUAAACUCGCACACUUGAAAUAAUUGGAAAAGAUAAACUAUGACCUUAAGGAUGAAUUGUUUUUUAAUAUCAAGUUUUCUUACUGAGCUAGUGGAUAGCAUCAUGAUGUGAUUUUUGACGUGCAUUUAAGAAACAAGGUUAUUUACUACAAGA